This is a messenger RNA of Ceutorhynchus assimilis (cabbage seed weevil), 963 nucleotides long. NCBI's taxonomy places the organism in Eukaryota, Metazoa, Arthropoda, Insecta, Coleoptera, Curculionidae. The record is from the annotation of a GenBank genome assembly.
AUGGCUUUACCACCUAGCAGCUAUCCAGUAGAAAAAAAAGCCCUUUUUGUUCCACCAUUAGAAGAAGUAGCACAAGUUUUCAAAUCCCAUUUGCUCAAUAACUUUGCAGAAGUAAACGUUGAAGUUGUAGAUUCUCCAGAUUUCACUCAAAAACCAUUUUAUUUAGCUGGAAAGGGUUUGACUGGCAAUCCAAAGUUGCUGGAAAUUGGUGGUACCCAAUACCUACUCCCAUUGGUAAACCGAGAAAAAGUUUAUGAUUUAAAAGACAUAGCCAAAUUGGCUCAAGUUGAACCAUCAUUUUUGAUAGGUGCUGGUGCUGGACCUUUCCAGUAUGUCGGCGUAAAUUGUGAAGGAAUUAUAAAUUUAAAAAUAGACAAUAAUGGAAUUGUAGAUCAGCAAACAAGAGUAUCUAAAGUCAAUGGAUUAGAUGAACAAAUGAUAGUCCAGGUAUUACCCAAUAACGAAACUAGAAUUUCUUUGCUUGGAAAUUUGUUUAUAUCUGAAGGAAAGCCAGGCAAAGUGAUUAAAGUUCAAGCUAAAAAUCGCACAGGCAAAAAGGACUUUAUUGAAACUUUGAGGAAUUCUAUUGAAGAAAAAUAUGGAAAAAAUCAUUUGGUGGGUAUUGGAGGGACGUUUUUGAUUGUUGAGGGCAAAGCCAAACAGCACGUGAUGCGAGAUUUUUCUAAAACUCCUUUAGAAGAUGAUGUUGCUGUAAAUCAAUGGCUUAAAUUUUAUGAAAUGUCCGCUCCAUUAACUGCAGUGGGCACUUUUACUAGUAACGAUGGGGGUGCUAUUGAUUUGAGAGUGCAACACUUCCACAGUUUUGGCCCCAAUGGAGAAGCCGGUCACUAUCAUAUCGAUACCACGCCAGAAUCAGUAGAAUAUUUGGGAUACUUUAAUGUAGCUGAGGAAAUUGUUAGAAUAGAUAAACCAAAAGACUCUCAUAAAUAUGGAAGAGAUUAA